AUGGCUUCGUUCCUUGGUAUGAACCUUUUCGACUUCAAAGGCGAAGACGGCUCCUUGCAGGCGAGCCCUCAAUUCUGGAUCUUCGUGAUAACGACAGUGCCGUUGACGAUGCUCACCGUCGGCGCAUGGUAUCUGUACAAGACCAGACACAACAAAAUAAGGAAAGCUAAAUCAAUCGCCGAGGCCGUGUGA
Messenger RNA from Alternaria triticimaculans, 192 nucleotides. RefSeq lists its product as uncharacterized. NCBI's taxonomy places the organism in Eukaryota, Fungi, Ascomycota, Dothideomycetes, Pleosporales, Pleosporaceae. The record is from RefSeq and is a predicted model, not a curated record. The coding region runs from base 1 to 192 and encodes 63 amino acids. The transcript is spliced from 2 exons.